Messenger RNA from Phyllostomus discolor (pale spear-nosed bat), 2302 nucleotides. It is a transcript of the gene SCFD1, whose product is annotated as sec1 family domain containing 1. Gene Ontology annotation, cellular component: cytosol; Golgi membrane. Gene Ontology annotation, molecular function: syntaxin binding. The coding region runs from base 60 to 1976 and encodes 638 amino acids. The record is from RefSeq and is a predicted model, not a curated record. The transcript has 25 exons. Lineage: Eukaryota; Metazoa; Chordata; Mammalia; Chiroptera; Phyllostomidae. Gene Ontology annotation, biological process: intracellular protein transport; endoplasmic reticulum to Golgi vesicle-mediated transport.
UCCGGGUCGGUUGCUGUGGCCACGUCACCCUCGGCCUCUGCUCUCCAACCAGGCAGUGGAUGGUGGGAGUCAAGAUGGCGGCAGCUAGUAUUCGAGAGAGACAAACAGUGGCUUUGAAGCGUAUGUUGAAUUUCAAUGUGCCACAUGUUAAAAACAGCACUGGAGAACCGGUAUGGAAGGUGCUCAUUUAUGACAGAUUUGGCCAAGAUAUCAUCUCUCCGCUGCUAUCCGUGAAGGAACUGAGGGACAUGGGAAUUACUCUGCAUUUGCUUUUGCACUCUGAUCGAGAUCCUAUUCCAGAUGUUCCUGCUGUGUAUUUUGUAAUGCCAACUGAAGAAAAUAUUGACAGAAUAUGCCAGGAUCUUCGGAAUCAACUCUAUGAAUCAUAUUAUUUAAAUUUUAUUUCUGCUAUUUCAAGAAGUAAAUUGGAAGACAUUGCAAAUGCAGCAUUAGCAGCUAAUGCAGUACCACAAGUAGCCAAGGUUUUUGAUCAAUAUCUCAAUUUUAUUACUUUGGAAGAUGAUAUGUUUGUGUUAUGUAAUCAAAAUAAGGAGCUUGUUUCAUAUCGUGCUAUUAACAGGCCAGAUAUCACAGACACAGAAAUGGAAACUGUUAUGGAUACUAUUGUUGACAGCCUCUUCUGCUUUUUUGUUACGCUGGGUGCUGUUCCUAUAAUCAGAUGUUCAAGAGGAACAGCAGCAGAAAUGGUAGCAGUGAAACUAGACAAGAAACUUCGGGAAAAUCUAAGAGAUGCAAGAAAUAGUCUUUUCACAGGUGACACACUUGGAGCUGGCCAAUUCAGCUUCCAAAGGCCUUUAUUAGUCCUUGUUGACAGAAACAUAGAUUUGGCAACUCCUUUACACCAUACUUGGACUUAUCAAGCAUUGGUGCACGAUGUACUGGAUUUUCACUUAAACAGAGUAAAUUUGGAAGAAUCUUCAGGAUUGGAAAAUUCUCCGGCUGGUGCUAGACCAAAGAGAAAAAACAAAAAGUCUUAUGAUUUAACUCCAGUUGAUAAAUUUUGGCAGAAACAUAAAGGAAGUCCAUUCCCAGAAGUUGCUGAAUCAGUUCAGCAAGAACUAGAAUCUUACAGAGCACAGGAAGAUGAAGUCAAACGGCUUAAAAGCAUUAUGGGACUAGAAGGGGAAGAUGAAGGAGCCAUAAGUAUGCUUUCUGACAAUACUGCUAAGCUAACAUCAGCUGUUAGUUCUUUGCCAGAGCUCCUCGAAAAAAAAAGACUUAUUGAUCUCCACACAAAUGUUGCUACUGCUGUUUUAGAACAUAUAAAGGCAAGAAAACUAGAUGUGUAUUUUGAAUGUGAAGAAAAAAUAAUGAGCAAAACUACUCUGGAUAAAUCUCUUCUAGAUAUAAUAUCAGACCCUGAUGCAGGAACUCCAGAAGAUAAAAUGAGGCUGUUUCUUAUCUAUUAUAUAAGUACACAGCAGCCACCUUCUGAGGCUGAUUUGGAGCAAUACAAAAAAGCCUUAACUGAUGCAGGAUGCGACCUUAAUCCCUUGCAAUAUAUCAAACAGUGGAAGGCUUUUGCCAAAAUGGCCUCAGCUCCUGCCAGCUAUGGCAACACUACCACUAAAUCAAUGGGUCUCUUAUCACGAGUCAUGAAUACAGGAUCACAGUUUGUGAUGGAAGGAGUGAAGAACCUGGUUUUGAAACAGCAAAAUCUACCUGUUACUCGUAUUUUAGACAAUCUCAUGGAGAUGAAGUCAAACCCCGAAACUGAUGACUAUAGAUAUUUUGAUCCCAAAAUGCUACGGGGCAAUGACAGCUCAGUUCCAAGAAACAAAAAUCCAUUCCAAGAGGCAAUUGUUUUUGUGGUGGGAGGAGGCAACUACAUUGAAUAUCAAAAUCUUGUUGACUACAUAAAGGGGAAGCAAGGUAAACACAUUUUAUAUGGCUGCAGUGAACUUUUUAAUGCUGCACAGUUCCUGAAACAGCUGUCACAACUUGGACAAAAAUAGCACAGAAGAACUUUAACAUGAGAAUCUACUCGGACUUGGAUAAAUGUAAAAAGAAGAACCUUAACGUGAGAAUCUACUUGGACUUGGAUAAAUGUAAAAAAAGUCAAAAGAGCCAGAUGUUUCCUUCUCCGUAUCAGUGUCCUAACGGUGAAACUUAGAGUUUGUUAAUUUUUAAGGAAAUUCUAUACUUAAUAUAAUGUGUACUGAUUAUAAGAAUAAAGCAUUUCAGAAAUAAAUUUUUAACAUUGUACAUUCUCCUGUUAUCUUUGACAAAUGAGAAUACUUGGAAGGAAAGAAAGUUGUCUAAAUUAAUGUUGAAUUGUUAA